Messenger RNA from Linum trigynum, 2255 nucleotides. The record is from the annotation of a GenBank genome assembly. NCBI's taxonomy places the organism in Eukaryota, Viridiplantae, Streptophyta, Magnoliopsida, Malpighiales, Linaceae.
CAACAGAAAAUAAAUAAAUAACAAGAAGCCAAAAAUUAAAUGGAAAAUAUCCAGAAUUUCGUCCAGGUUCAUUCCGUCCUUCUCUUCAUUCCUUCCUGGAUUCUCCGUCAACCAUCUCCUACGCUAAGCCCAAAUUCCCCUUCUUCCUACUUUGCUCUCUGCUCGGUUUUCUCUGCUCGUCGUUCCUUUUCUUCAGCCGCCGGCCGGACCAUCUUCAAGCUUCUAUGCAAGCCCUUCUCUUAUCAUCCUCCUCUUCACCUCUCUGCUGCUUCGCAUCUCUGGAUCUCAGUCCCUUCUCCUGCUGCGUCUGUGAAUUCCGCUCUUGUUGUCGUUGAUGGAAUCCAACUUGUCUCUUGGCUUGGUCCCCAGCGUUUCCCCUGCCUCCCACCGCUCCCAGAUUUCCGAUGAUUCGAUCUUCGUCCGUGAAGCUUCUUCCGCCUCUUCGGCCGCCUCCGUCCACCACCUCCCGUUGCGGCUACUGGAGUCGAUAAACGAGAAUUGCCACCGCGGAGGCCUCCUCCACAACCAGAACGGUGGUGCCGCCGUGGAGCUGAAUCGCGACCCCGGGGACGAGGAGGAUGAGAGGGAGUUUCGGAUUUUGGGCCACUCGAUGUGCUUCAAGAGGCGUCGCCCCGAUUCCGAAAUUCAGUGCGGUCCGGCCAAGAGGCCAGUCGUGGCGAGCGAAUCGGAUUUGCAGGAGCGUCGGAGCUCGGUGAAGGCUUGGGGAAACCAGCCGAUUAGCGAGGCAGAUCCGGAGCUGUUUGAGAUCAUGGGCAAGGAGAAGGAGAGGCAGUUCAAAGGGAUUGAGCUUAUCGCGUCGGAGAAUUUCGUGUGUAGAGCUGUAAUGGAUGCACUCGGUAGUCAUUUGACCAACAAGUAUUCGGAAGGGAUGCCAGGGGCGCGUUACUAUGGUGGUAAUCAGUACAUUGACGAGAUUGAAAACCUGUGUUGCAAGCGGGCACUGGAUGCUUUCGGGUUGGAUUCGGAGAAUUGGGGUGUUAAUGUCCAGCCAUACUCUUGUACUUCGGCUAAUUUCGCUGUCUAUACAGGUUUGUUGUUGCCUGGAGACAGAAUCAUGGGUCUGGAUACUCCUUCUGGAGGUAAUACUAGCCAUGGUUGUUAUAUGCCGAGUGAGAGGGCGCUUGAUUUCAGGCCCAAGAUUCUUAUAUGUGGUGGAAGCUCGUAUCCUAGGGAGUGGGAUUAUGCGAGGUUCAGGCAGAUUGCGGAUAAGUGUGGUGCUGUUCUUUUGUGUGAUAUGGCUCAAAUUAGCGGCCUUGUUGCGACUAAGGAAUGCGUCAAUCCUUUUGAUUACUGUGAUAUUGUUACCUCAACAACGCAUAAAAGCUUGCGGGGACCAAGGGGAGGCAUAAUUUUCUACAGGAAGGGUGCGAAGCCUAGGAAAAGAGGAAUGCUUCUAAGUCAGGGAAAUGAAAGUGAGCAGUAUGAUUUUGAGGAGAAGAUAAACUUUGCUGUGUUUCCAUCGUUGCAAGGUGGACCUCACAAUAACCACAUAGCCGCCCUUGCAAUCGCCUUGAAGCAAGUUGCUACUCCAGAAUACAAGGUGUAUAUGCAACAGGUGAAGCGUAACUCACAGGCUUUAGCCAAUGCUUUGUUGAGAAGAAGAUGCCGCCUGGUAACUGGAGGCACGGAUAACCAUUUGUUGCUUUGGGAUCUGAGGCCUCUGGGACUAACAGGUAAAACAUAUGAGAAGGUCUGCGAGAUGUGCCAUAUUACUGUGAAUAAAAUUGCAAUCUUUGGUGAUAAUGGCACCAUUACUCCUGGCGGUGUAAGGAUCGGCACACCUGCUAUGACGUCUAGAGGUUGCCUGGAGUCUGAUUUCGAGACGAUGGCUGAUUUUCUACUGAGGGUUGCACAUAUCGCGAGCACGUUACAGCGAGAGCAUGGCAAGUCCCCAAAGGCUUUCCUGGAAGCUCUGCAGAGCAGCAAGGACCUUGCCGAGGUCCGGAACCAAGUCGAAGGUUUUGCUACCCAGUUUGCUUUGCCCGGGUUCGAUGUGUGAACGUGAAGGAAUAUGCCCGGAUCUCAGAACUGCUGCAAGCAUCUUGAAGCUACAUUGAGGAUUUCGAUGCUCGUUUGAAACCCCCGAAUGUGGGCAUUAUUCGACGCAGUGCUUGUUCCUUGUGUUUAUCUGUUGGGGGGGUGUCUAUAGGGUGGUUUUUGGCAAGUCUCUGGUAAUUGAAGUAUACUGGAAUUGGUUGUAGAUAGAAAUUUUGGUAUAAAGCUGCGAAGACAAG